GGCCAGUCAUCGGAGGUAUACCUAAAGGGACAAAGAUAGCCAAGGGCCAAGAAGAGCUUCGGAUUCUAGGCCAUCGAAGAGCUCGCCACAUGAGCCGCAUACACUGCGGGAUAUCCAGCCAGGUGGACUAUUCAGUCCAUUCAAAGGCCAUUAUUGAUCGCAAGUGCGUGUGAUCUGAGACUUUGGCCACAUUUUCACGGUCGUCUAGCUGAUUGCCACGCCGAAGCCUGCCUCGCAACAAAGAGCGUGAAGCAGAAAACCAUUGAGGCGGACGGCAGACAGCCAAGGCGAAAUGGAUUUUCGAAUGGCGUUGACGCUUGGCGAUGGGGAAGUAUUCCCGAGACCGACUCGUCUGGACGCUGCAGAUGUCUCUCGUUUCCGUGGAUUGUCUCGCAAGCAGGCUGAUCACCUCCGCACGAUCGACCGGUGUAGUCGAGGCACUGGAAGAAGGUGAAGUCUUUCUAUUUUCCUCACCCACAGGGUCUGGCGGAGGUUAUUACUGUGCUUACUGCCCGCCUGUGACCUCUGGCCAGCGCUCGGAGGAGCCAAAGCCACCUCAACAGGGUUGAAACAGACACGAGGUGAAGUCCAAACGACCUCGAAUUCCGGCCAAUCAGAGAACGCUGUCCAACACGUGGACAGCUUGCUUGUGCUUGGCGCUCAACUCUUCAUGUGAUGCCAAUAUUUUCCUCCAUGCCAAGUGAGGGCGAGAGGGAAGAAAAAGCGGCAGAUGGGGUGCUCUUCUGGUUCGAGAAUGCGAGGCAAAAAGAUGCGAGUUCAGGGCAAUGGAAGUCCCCACUGCAGGGGAAGGCAAUCGGCGUCGAUCACAAGAUGAAGCAGCCUGUCGGAUCGCGGAUUAGCUCCACACCCAUAGCUCCCGCGCAGCCUUGCAUGCUACGAGCCGAGGAAGAAAAGCCUUCACAGCGUC
Molecule: messenger RNA, 928 nt
Organism: Neohortaea acidophila
Lineage: Eukaryota; Fungi; Ascomycota; Dothideomycetes; Mycosphaerellales; Teratosphaeriaceae
Exons: 1
Coding region: 324-569 (81 amino acids)
Source: RefSeq, a predicted model, not a curated record